AGCACAGAAGAAUCGUGAAGGAAACAAAGAUGGCGGGCGGUGGCGGAAAGGUGUCGUUCAAGGUGACACUCACCUCUGAUCCCAAGCUUCCCUUCAAAGUGUUUAGCGUUCCAGAGGCUGCGCCUUUCACUGCCGUUCUCAAAUUCGCUGCCAAAGAAUUCAAAGUCCCUCUUCAGACCAGCGCUAUCACCACCAACGAUGGUGUUGGCAUAAACCCCCAGCAGAGUGCAGGGAAUGUCUUUCUUAAGCAUGGAUCAGAACUGUGCCUGAUUCCCCGUGAUAGAGUUGCUGCUUCUUGCAUCUUACGGGGUGUGUGGGCGGAUAUCAAACCAUUUUAUUUAUAUAUACCUGCACUAUUGUAGUCUGAUAGUUAAAAAUAUUAAGUACCAGUGUUACUG
Arachis duranensis is the source of this 398-nucleotide messenger RNA. RefSeq names its product ubiquitin-fold modifier 1-like. Gene Ontology annotation, cellular component: cytoplasm; nucleus. The record is from RefSeq and is a predicted model, not a curated record. The coding region runs from base 30 to 362 and encodes 110 amino acids. Gene Ontology annotation, biological process: protein K69-linked ufmylation. The transcript has a single exon. Lineage: Eukaryota; Viridiplantae; Streptophyta; Magnoliopsida; Fabales; Fabaceae.